CAUGGUAAAGCAGGACCAGGUUUUUCACUCGGACAACCUCCGGCGAACGAAGGAGAAGGAUCGCAACAGAGAUCGUUCAUUUAUCACGCUAAAGGCAUAGAUUUGGACAUUGCCAGGGAAUUUGCAUUAACCACCAUUUUUUUUUUGAGUACUUGGCAUGUGGAAUGCCCAGCUAGGUUGGUCACUCGGAGUUUGAAAUUGAUGACUCUUCCCCAAACGAGCGGCUCCUUGUUCAACCAGCUCUCACAGUAUUCACAGCAAGGGAACCUCUCUGCAGGCCGUGCAGUCCAUGCCCGGAUCAUCAGAACCGGCUCAUCUUCUUGCCUCUUCCUUGCUAAUAGCCUCGUCAACCUUUACGCUAAAUGUGGCAACUUGGGAAAAGCCCAGCUCGUUUUCGACGCCAUAACGGACAAGGAUGUCGUCUCUUGGAAUAGCCUCAUCAAUGGGUACUCACAGAAAGGCGGUCUUUCGGGUGCCAGCACUGUCAUGCGGUUGUUUCAGCAGAUGAGGUCGCAAAACGUGUUGCCGAAUGCUCACACCUUUUCCGGAAUCUUCGCCGCUGAGUCGAGCCUUGGAAGCGAUUCUGGUGGGAAGCAGGCUCACGCCCUUGUAACUAAGACACUGAGUCUCGAGGAUGUGUAUGUUGGGACUUCAAUGGUGAACAUGUACUGUAAAGCGGGCCAUGUCGGGGAUGCGCGCAAGGUUUUCGACGUGAUGCCUGAAAGAAAUUCAUUCACUUGGUCUUCGAUGGUUUCUGGAUACGCGAUACAAAGGCUGCCCAAAGAGGCAAUAGGAGUGUUCAAAUUGUUUUGUAAGGUUGAAGAAACCGAGAACGAAUUUGUGUUUACCGCUGUUCUUAGCGCGUUGGCUGAACCUGAAUACGUUGGUAUGGGCAGGCAAAUCCAUUGUCUCAUGGUUAAGAACGGGUUGCUAGGGUUUGUCUCGGCGUGGAACGCUCUCGUUACAAUGUAUUCAAAGUGCGGGAGCUUGAUUGAUGCAUCCCAGGCAUUUGAAUUGUCCGAUGAUAGGAAUUCAAUCACUUGGUCUGCAAUGGUCACCGGUUAUGCUCAGAACGGGGACUCACUCGAAGCCUUAAAGCUGUUCUCAUGUAUGUUUUCAUCUGGAAUUAAGCCGAGCGAAUACACCAUUGUCGGGGUUCUUAAUGCCUGCAGUGGCAUCGGAUACUUAGAAGAAGGGAAGCAAGUGCACUCGUAUUCGUUGAAAUUGGGAUACGAGAAACAGUUAUUUGUGACCACGGCUUUGGUUGACAUGUAUGCGAAAUGUGAGAGUAUAGCAGAUGCUAGGAAAGGGUUCGAUUAUCUACGAGAACCCGAUAUUGCUCUCUGGACCUCGAUCAUUAGCGGGUAUGUUCAGAAUUCAGAAAACGAAGAGGCUUUGGUCUUGUACGGUAGAAUGAAAAUGGAUGGUAUUCUCCCGAAUGAACUCACGCUGGCCAGCGUUCUGAAGGCGUGCUCCUCACUCGCUGCCUUGGAGCUAGGAAAGCAAAUACACGGCCAUACCAUCAAACACGGAUUCGGCCUUGAGAUUCCCAUCGGAAGCGCUCUCUCAACUAUGUACGCGAAAUGCGGGAAUCUAGCAGAUGGGAACCUCGCCUUUAGGAGAACGCCCGACAGAGACAUAAUUUCCUGGAACGCAAUGAUAUCAGGGCUAUCCCAAAACGGGCAUGGAGGCGAGGCCUUAGAGCUAUUUGAGGAAAUGCUAGCAGAUGGCACGAAACCCGACUAUGUAACUUUCGUGAACAUUCUAUCAGCAUGUAGUCAUAUGGGAUUCGUCGAAAGAGGUUGGUAUUAUUUCAACAUGAUUUCUAGUGACUUCGGACUCGUUCCGAGAGUCGAACACUACGCGUGUAUGGUCGAUCUGUUGAGCCGAGCUGGACGGCUUGAAGAGGCAAAGGACUUUAUCGAGGCAGCAGACACGAUAGACCACGGAAUGUGCUUGUGGAGAAUAUUGCUAAGCGCUUGCAAGAACCAUAGGAAAUACGAGUUAGGAGCGAUUGCGGGCGAGAAGCUAAUGUCACUCGGGUCAGGGGAAUCAUCGGCCUACGUGCUGUUGUCGAGCAUAUACACGGCUCUGGGAAGGACGGGAGAGGUGGAGCGGGUGAUGGGGCUGAUGAAAUCGAGAGGCGUGAAUAAGGAGCCAGGCUGUAGCUGGAUCGUACUGAAGAAUCAAGCUCAUGUCUUUGUGGUUGGAGAUAUGAUGCAUCCGAGAAUUGAAGAGAUCAAACUAGACAUCAUUAAGUUGAGCAAACAGAUGAAGGAAGAAGAAGAAGAAGAAGAAGAAGAGUGGCUCGGGUUAGAUUCAAGUUUCGGAACGAUUUUCUCGCUCGGAGGAUCGAUGAAUUAGCUGAUCGAUUUUUUCGGGUCGAUGUCGAAGUUUUGAAAUUCCGUACACACUAACCAAUUUGUAAAUUAUUCAGUAAACUUGUAAGAUUUUUGAUA
This is a messenger RNA of Tarenaya hassleriana, 2459 nucleotides long. Its product is annotated as pentatricopeptide repeat-containing protein At2g33680. Gene Ontology annotation, biological process: RNA modification. The coding region runs from base 202 to 2364 and encodes 720 amino acids. NCBI's taxonomy places the organism in Eukaryota, Viridiplantae, Streptophyta, Magnoliopsida, Brassicales, Cleomaceae. Gene Ontology annotation, molecular function: RNA binding; protein binding. The transcript has 2 exons. The record is from RefSeq and is a predicted model, not a curated record.